UUUGGUGUUGCCAGGUGACUUCUGCAACAGUAACACUAUUCCCAUGCAACACAACCAACUAUGGAAGUUACGGAAAACUCUGAGGAGGUGGAGCAGUCUAAUGAGAAGGAGAGGCUGAAGAUGAGAAUAGCUGUUUUGGAAGAGAGUGUGAGGUCUUCUGAGGUGGAAUGUAAAGCCAGCAGGGAGAUGGUCCUGAGGCUGGUGGCAGAGCUGGACCGUGAGAGGAAGAAGGCUGCCAGUAGUGCAGCAGCACUCGAUUCACUCAAAGUGGAGUUAGAUGACCUGGCUGUGGGAAGGAAGAGUGUUGAGAUGGACAAGGACACACUAAUGGAGAUGCUUGAGGCCAGCAAGAGAGUGACAGAAGCAGCCAAGCGAGAGUCAAACUGUCUGGAGAAGCAGGUGGAGGAGCUUGAAAGAAAGCUGGUGUCAAGCCAAGGAGAGACUCAGGCAGCAGAAGACAAACUAAAGAUGUUCCUGAAAAAUGUGGCAGACCUGCUGUGGGCCAAAUCUGAAAAUGUCAUCCCACCCACAGAAAAAAAUAUUUUACAGAAACUGGAUAAGACCGUGUCGGAGAUGCAGACCAGACUGUGUUGUGUCUCUGAGGAGCUGAGAGAGCAGGCAGAGCUGCAGCACGGCACACUACAGAGGGCAAAGCUAGCAGAGCAGCAAGUCCAGGACCUGAGGGAGAGACUGCAAAGUCUAGAAACUGAGCUGAUGACAGCGGACAUGCGUCGAGAUGGCCUGAGACAGAGCAAACAGCAAUACGAAGAGUUCCUGGAACAGCUGUCAUCGACAAUGAUGGUCGACAGCGUUGCUCUUGAUCUCGGCUUCGACAUGAGGCUCAAACUCAUCCUGUCACGUGCAGAGCAACUUGUCAAACGAGAAGGAGCUGCUUUGAUGGAGAGCAAAAAUCUGACUUACAAUCUACAGCGAAAGUUAAAGUCACAGAAGGAUCAACUAGAGAGCAAAGGACUCCAUGUCCAGUUCCUGAGAAAGAAGGUGUCAGAGCUGGAGGAGGAGAAGAGGUGUCGGUCAGCGUUGGAACGAGAUGACGCUCAUCUGGAGGCCAAGAGGAUGCAGAAAAAACUAGAGCGUCUCCAGAGCGAGCUGAAGGCCACCAAGCAGUCCAACACUGAGCUCAAGGCUCAGCUGUCCCACACUAAUGAGCUCAAGUUGAAAGUGAUGGAACAGAGUCAGAGCAUGCAGGAGCAGAAAAAGAAGCUGGAGCAGCUGGCGGAGGGGAAGGCCAAGGCAGAGAACACGCUGAGUUCAGUGAGCUGGGACCUUCAGAGUCGAGAGAAACAGACCCAAGAGGAUCAGCAACAACUCAGCAGCCUCAGACAGAGCCUGGUUCUGCUGUCUGACAGGGAGCGAGAACUGGAGGAUUUCCGGAUGGUGGUUUCCCAGAUGCUUGGUUAUGAUGCCACAGCCCUGACUCUCCCAAAUAAUGAAAUCAUCAAAUUACUGGAGUUACUUAUUCACAAUCAUCACCACCAUCACCAUCUUCAUCACCACGUGAAGGUGCCCUGGCUCUGUCCUACUCACCAGAGGCCUCACCAUCUCCACCAAAUCCAGGACAGCUGCUCCCUGGACGUUUCUACCUCCAGGUCAGCUCAUCCAGAUGAUGCAGUUACCCUUUAAAACAAUUUAAAAUAUUUCAAUAAAGCCAAAUCUUACUUUAAAUAUAAGUAAUAUGGUUGUGGAAACAAAAAUAAAACACAUUAUCCCUAAAAUUUCCCACCUGUGUUUUCAAAAAUGACAUUAAGAAAAGACAAAUAUCAAAAUAAGGAUUUGGCAUUCAUUGUUUUACAUGGUCGUGUAUAGAUACAUUUCUCAUCAAAUUUUUUUAACAAGUAUAUACAUAUACAUAUGAUCUCUGACUGUUAUACAUUUGAUACUGAGCUGGCAGUCAUACAAAAUAUACAAUUGUUCUAUAUGUCACAGUUCUCAAUCUUAAUUCAUACUUUUAAAAAAUAAAAACAUGUGUAAAGAC
Messenger RNA from Solea senegalensis (Senegalese sole), 1993 nucleotides. RefSeq names its product coiled-coil domain containing 170 (gene ccdc170). The record is from RefSeq and is a predicted model, not a curated record. The transcript is spliced from 8 exons. Bases 61 to 1641 code for a protein of 526 amino acids. NCBI's taxonomy places the organism in Eukaryota, Metazoa, Chordata, Actinopteri, Pleuronectiformes, Soleidae.